This is a messenger RNA of Salvelinus namaycush (lake trout), 3002 nucleotides long. Its product is annotated as coiled-coil domain-containing protein 117-like. NCBI's taxonomy places the organism in Eukaryota, Metazoa, Chordata, Actinopteri, Salmoniformes, Salmonidae. The record is from RefSeq and is a predicted model, not a curated record. The coding region runs from base 386 to 1219 and encodes 277 amino acids. The transcript is spliced from 6 exons.
AACGACUUUUUUGCUCCAUUAGAUUCUUCAUCAGCAGUUGCGCAUUGUAUUUGUGGUUCUUAGCACCUCACUUCACUGCAUUCAUUCAAUUUAUUCUCAGAAAAGCUGAAAAUGUGACAGCGAAAAUAAAGAGGUAGAUAAACGCAGUUAAAGUUAUACAGGUAUGUUUGUUAGCUAAAUACGUUCAUGCGUUCGAAGUUCAAGCGUUCAAGCGUUCGAACUGCAACAUGGGUUCACAAGCAACAACAAUAACAGGCAGGGGGCGGGUACGCUUAUUGCUAACUGGCUAGCUACCUAAGUUAGUUAGUUAGCUUGUUAUCCAUACAUACAUACAUAGCCCAAGACGAAUAUAUUGCAGAAGAGCAAGGAGCAUCAUCCCUGCCCCAUGAGCAGCGAGCUGCGCUUUCUGCCUGCCAUGUACUCAUUCCCUGGCUUAAUCAAUGUCCCUGAAAUGGGGAUCAAUAUUGGCCCUGCAAAUACCUGUCAACACCUGCCGGGAGUGUCGCCCCCAAGCACGAGUUGGGAGAGAAGAUGCCUGAGAAAGCACAGGAGGAGAACAGAUGACGAAGGAUGCAGUGCCAAAAAGAGGAGGCUGAUGGGAGAUGCAGGAUGUGAUCCUUUGGAUGACCUCAGCCAUAAUGUGUGUCAGAUCUGGCCACCAGGCAACAACGGCCCCCCUCUACCUGAAUCAGCCAGCCAAGCACCUCCACAGCACUGCCUGGGGACUCAGAACCUGGGGCUGCCCAUAUCCGGGUCUCCCUCCCGUCUGGUCCGUCCAGAAGCAGAAGGCUCCUGCAUCGAGGUGGAGUCUGCUCAUAGAAGACUGCAGGAGAUUGAGGAAAGGAUCAGUCUGGAGGAUGAUGAUGAUGACCUGGAUGUGGAGCCUGCACCCAGGCGGCCAGUGCUGGUGAUGUCUGACAGUCUGAGGGAGGGGCUUCAGCGUGGCAUCAGUGACAUUCUCCCCCACAAUGUGGCCCAGUCUGUGAGCCAAUCCUGUAUGGAGCUGGUAGUAUGGCGCCUCCCAUGGGAUGCGCUGGCUCGAAAGCUGAAAGACUCCCUGCAGAGGAAGCUGCAGACUACCAGCAGGCAACCCCCGACCCCCAGUGCCCCUACCCCUCAGAUUCCCCUCACAAACCCCCCAGGGGAGACGUACUCCCCUCUGUACUGCAGCCCAGUGGCCGGGGCCCACAGCUCUGGAGAGGAGGACAUGGAGCUGUAGGGCUUUUGAGACCCAGCAUCAGGAAUGCCCAGAGUAGCUACAGGUCUCAGCCUUGGUUCACUUGGUUGGACCCUCAGAGAAGCCAUGGAGAGACAGAAAAAACUGCAUAGACUGAUCCAAAAGCUUCACAGUGACAUGAACGUCUGCUUUGGAUCAAGACCAGGCUGUUGGGCAGCAUGGCACAUGUAUACCACUUGGCCAAAAGAGGGCAAGUACCCACUUUCUUUGUGCUACAGUUAGAUAAUACUGGAUUUAAAGAGCAACUGCCUCUAAAAAACAACUUCUCAUUUAGAAAACAGCCCUGUGUGUCAUCAAUAUGAGUCAAACAUUUAUUAUACUGUCAAAAUUGACUACAAAGUGUAAAUAAACUGAGUCUCGUCCAAAAUAGACUUGUAGUCGUGACUGCAUCAUAACGUAAAUGAAUGUUGGGUUUGUUGUCGUUUUUUCUACUUACCCAGAGUGGGAAGAACUCAUGGAUACCAUUUUUAUGUCUGCGUGCAGUUUGGAGAUGAUGGAAGUUAGCAUGUCAUUAUCUUUUUUGCUGGAAGUCUCCAGGUUAGAGUAUGUGAGCGGAGCUUGAGUGGAGUGAGGAGCUGACCGUGCCCAUUUGACUGGAGCAUGGAGCGAGAUCCCAAAGGCUGGAGCGUCAGCCUUCUCGCUCUAAUAGCGCUCACUUCACGAGCUCAGGACAUGCCUGGCCCAGCAUGCAUUUGUAGGCUACUUGUGUGCUGCUAUAUAUCCUUGCUUUAGCUACUGUCAUGGAGUUCACUAAAUAAUUUCAUAAAGAAACUGAUAAAACACACAGGUGCAAAAUCAAGGUGACUUACAAAGAUGAGGAGCAGGAAAGGGAGUGCAGUGAUGUAGUGUCCUCAACUAAAGAAUCAUUGUGGAAUCUGAAAAGACACGUAUCCCAAAAGCAUGAUGGUGUACUUACUAUGUGCACAUGUUUACAGAAAGGAACGAGGUGGGUAGCUGGCAAAGUGUGUCAUUGUAGAAAAGUAUUUAUAAACAAAAAAUCAGAUCUCUUAAGUUUUGUAAAAAAAAUUCUAUUGUCUAUACAAUAUACCAUCAUUGAUUUUGGCCCAAUAGGCCUGGCAUAUUCCCGCUUUCAAGGAGCUUUCUGUUUUGACUGGGUUAUUUUGCCUGAACCUUUAGGCCUACCUAUAUAUACAUUUUUUUUAAAUACAAAUAAAUACCCAAAAGGGUGUUUAGCAUCCCAGUGGCUCUGCAACCGCGGAGAGGAUAUUCUCUGCUGCUGGCCUGCUCUCCAGGCACCAUCGCAUGAGCCUGAAGCCACAGACUGGCCAAUCUCGUGUUUCUAAAAAUGAAUUCAAAGGCACUAAUAAGUCUAAUAAGGCAUUUUUCAUUUAAUUUGUAUUUCAUUCUAAGUAAGUCACAGCCUAUAUGCACAAUUUAUAGGCUAUAAUGAUUUAAUACAACAAAAUGUUGUUUAAAUGCUGAGCGCUUUAUGUCCCUACCAGCCUAGUGUUGCACUCGCAAAUGCUUCACAAUGUAUUUCUUUGUAGGCUAUAGCCUUGAAAUAAUAAAAAUAAUAUAGGAGUGCCAGAGCGACUGCUCUCCUCAGCUCACAUAUUCUGCUCCAGGUAGAACAGUAGCCAGCUCCUCACAACAGCAGGGAAAUAGACCUUCUAACUACUCUAAAGUUGGGUGUUGUUGGUCAUUUUCAGUGUCUUCAGAAAUUAUUCACACCCCUUGACUUUUUCCACAUUUUAUUGUGAAAUAGCCUGAAUUUAAAAUUUAUUAAAUUGAGAUUUUGUAUCAC